Molecule: messenger RNA, 1335 nt
Organism: Sphenostylis stenocarpa
Lineage: Eukaryota; Viridiplantae; Streptophyta; Magnoliopsida; Fabales; Fabaceae
Source: the annotation of a GenBank genome assembly
AUGGAAGGGAAUUUGUCUCAAGGAGGUAUGGUUCAAGGUGAAAGUUCUUUUGGUGGUUUUGAUUUGCCUGGAUCAAUGCGGGUUCAUCGGCAAGGACAUCAUCCUCAUUCCAUGAAUCAGCAUCAAACUCAUCCUUGUCAAGGGCCUUCAGGUCAUUCCUCAGUUCCUGAUAGUUUUCCUCUUACAAUGGGAACCAUGCAGAACUGCGACCAGACAAUGUCAAUGACUGAGUUUAGUCAAGGAGAUAGAAACAAGAACUCACCAAGUGAUGAAAGUUUUGCUGAGGAAGGGGUUGAGGGUCAUCAUGAAGGAGCUAGAGGGAGAAAGGGAUUGCCUUGGCAGCGGGUGAAGUGGACUGAUAAGAUGGUGAGGCUUCUGAUAACGGCUGUUUCUUACAUAGGUGAGGAUGCAGCAUCUGACUGUGGAGGCGGAAGGAGAAAAUUUACAGUCCUACAGAAAAAGGGGAAGUGGAAAUCGGUUUCCAAAGUCAUGUCUGAAAGAGGUUAUCGAGUUUCACCUCAGCAAUGUGAGGAUAAAUUUAAUGAUCUUAAUAAAAGGUACAAAAAACUUAAUGAUAUGCUAGGCAGGGGAACUUCUUGUGAGGUUGUUGAAAAUCCUUCUUUAUUGGAUGUGAUAGAUUAUCUUUCUGAGAAAGAAAAAGAUGAGGUUCGAAAAAUAUUGAGCUCAAAACACCUCUUCUAUGAAGAGAUGUGUUCUUACCAUAAUGGUAACCGGUUGCAUUUACCCCAUGAUCCGGCAUUGCAACGAUCACUGCAGUUGGCUCUCAGAAGUAGAGAUGAUCAUGACAAUGAUGAUAUCAGAAGGUCCCAUCAUGAUGAUCAUGAUGAAGACGAUCUAGAAAUGGAAACUGAUGAUCAUGAUGACUUUGAGGAGAAUUAUGCUUCCCAUGCAGAUAGUAGAGGAGUCUAUGGGGAGGCAGGGCGACCUUUGAAGAGAUUGAAGCCAGGGCAAGGACAAGAAGAAGCUGCUACUUUUGGUUGUGCUUUAAACAGCCAAGGGUACAACAAAAGUUCAUAUCCUCAUAUGGUUCAAUCUGAUGUUAAUCAAGCUGCACCCGAAAAAAUGAGGGCAGCUUGGCUAAAGAAGCAAUGGGUUGAAUCUCGUUCACUUCAGUUAGAAGAGCAGAAGCUACAAAUUCAGGUUGAGAUGUUGGAGCUAGAGAAACAAAGAUUCAAGUGGCAGAUGUUUAGUAGGAAAAAAGACAGGGAGUUGGAAAAGUUGAAGCUGGAGAAUGAAAGAAUGAAGCUUGAAAAUGAACGUAUUGCUUUAGAACUAAAGCGGAAGGGAAAGGGAGCAAGUGCUGGCUUUAACUAG